UCAUACGCAGUGCAGACAUCCUUCAACAGUCAUCACCCACUGCACUUUUCUCUAAUCCUUCUAAACAAUCGUCGGAACAAACAAAUUCUCCCAUGGCGGAAUCAGACCUCACCACCACCAAAUCCUUAAUAGACGGCAACAUCCUAGCCGCCAAGUCCCUCGCUCGCUUUGGUGUGGACCACAUGUUCGGCGUGGUCGGCAUCCCCGUCACCCCCUUCGCCAACCGUGCCGUUACCCUUGGCAUCCGUUUCAUCGCCUUCCACAACGAGCAAUCCGCCGGUUAUGCCGCUUCCUCCUUCGGCUACCUCACCGGCCGCCCCGGUGUUCUUCUCACCGUAUCCGGUCCAGGCUGCGUCCACGGCCUCCCUGGCCUUGCCAAUUCCAUGGCCAACGUUUGGCCGAUGAUCAUGAUCUCUGGCUCCUGCGACCAAUCGGACAUCGGCCGUGGCGACUUCCAGGAGCUCGAUCAGAUCGAAGCCGUCAAACACUUCUCUAAGUUCUCUGCAAAAGCAAAGCACAUCUCCGAAAUCCCAAAUGUUGUGGCCCAAGUCCUCCACCAUGCCAUCUCAGGUCGGCCCGGUGGUUGCUAUCUGGACCUCCCGUCCGACGUAUUACACCAGACCAUCUCCAGCUCUGAAGCUGAAACUUUAUUAGCUGCGGCAGAGAGCUCUAUAAAGCGCGAAGAAAUCCCGGUCCCACCAGUUUCCGAUAUUGAGAAAACGGUGUCUUUGCUUAGAAAUGCUAAGAGACCGUUAAUUGUGUUUGGAAAAGGAGCGGCAUUUUCACGAGCAGAGGACGAACUGAAGAGGCUAGUAGAAACCACUGGAAUCCCGUUCCUACCGACUCCAAUGGGGAAAGGGUUAUUACCGGAUACGCACGAGCUGGCGUUGACGGCGGCUAGAUCGUUGGCCAUUGGCAAGUGCGACGUCGCGCUUGUUGUUGGUGCUAGACUGAAUUGGUUAUUGCAUUUUGGGGAGCCACCCAAGUGGUCCAAAGACGUUAAGUUCGUAUUGGUGGAUAUAAGUAACGAAGAGAUUGAGUUGAGGAAACCGAGUGUGGGUUUAGUUGGAGAUGCGAAACAGGUUCUGAAAUUGAUUAAUAGUGUGAUCAAGGACGACCCUUUUUGUUUGGGGAGGUCGCAUCCUUGGGUUCAGGAAGUAGCGAAGAAAGUGAAGGACAAUGUGGUGAGAAUGGAGGCGCAAUUGGGGAAGGUUGUGGUGCCGUUUAAUUUCUAUACGCCGUUGAGGAUUAUAAGGGAUGCGAUAUUGGGAGUAGGGAGUCCUGCACCGAUAUUGGUUUCGGAAGGGGCGAAUACGAUGGAUCUUGGGCGAGCAGUGUUGAUUCAGACGGAGCCGAGGACUAGGUUGGAUGCUGGGACUUGGGGGACAAUGGGGGUUGGUUUAGGUUAUUGUAUUGCGGCUGCGGUGGCUUCGCCGGGUAGGCUGGUGGUUGCGGUCGAAGGGGAUUCUGGAUUUGGGUUUAGUGCAAUCGAAGUUGAGACAUUGGUUCGAUACCAGUUGCCUGUGGUUGUGAUAGUAUUUAAUAAUGGUGGAGUAUAUGGUGGUGACCGGAGGAGCCCUGAAGAAAUUGAUGGGCCUUAUAAAGAUGAUCCUGCACCCACUUCCUUAGUCCCUGGUGCAGCAUAUCACAAAGUAAUCGAAGCUUUUGGAGGCAAAGGUUAUCUUGUUGCGACCCCUGAAGAGCUCAAGUCCGCCCUAUCGGAAUCCUUCUCUGCCAGGAAACCUGCUGUUAUAAAUGUCACAAUUGAUCCUUACGCUGGUUCAGAAAGUGGCAGACUUCAGCACAAGAACUGAAGUGACGCUUGGCUGCUUUUUUCCCUUCCUUUUUUGGGAUUUGUGCUUCAUUUGCUGCAUAGCAAGGUUAUAUUUGCGUUAAAGGGGAGUACUGCAUUGUGCUAUUGUGCAUAGUUAUUGAAUAAGGAGAGCUUUA
Juglans microcarpa x Juglans regia is the source of this 1950-nucleotide messenger RNA. Its product is annotated as 2-hydroxyacyl-CoA lyase. Gene Ontology annotation, biological process: fatty acid alpha-oxidation. Gene Ontology annotation, molecular function: magnesium ion binding; thiamine pyrophosphate binding; catalytic activity. The record is from RefSeq and is a predicted model, not a curated record. Lineage: Eukaryota; Viridiplantae; Streptophyta; Magnoliopsida; Fagales; Juglandaceae. The transcript has 3 exons. Gene Ontology annotation, cellular component: peroxisome. Bases 93 to 1814 code for a protein of 573 amino acids.